This is a messenger RNA of Zymoseptoria tritici IPO323, 2099 nucleotides long. RefSeq lists its product as uncharacterized. The coding region runs from base 369 to 2099 and encodes 576 amino acids. The record is from RefSeq and is a predicted model, not a curated record. NCBI's taxonomy places the organism in Eukaryota, Fungi, Ascomycota, Dothideomycetes, Mycosphaerellales, Mycosphaerellaceae. The transcript is spliced from 3 exons.
UUCUAGAUCUUCUGCUGGGCACUGUAGACAAGUCCGAGUGAGAUCAUCUCUCCUGCCAUCUUCUUUUCGACUACAUCUUCGCCGACCGCCCACCGCUGCCCAACACUGUCCUCCUCACCCCUGGAAGUCCAGAAUUGGGCGUCCACACAGUCCAACCGCCAGCCCUGCGAACAAGGAUAUCCUCGCCUGCCAACCGGGACUGCUCCUGCUCGAUUCGCAGCAAAAAAGAGUCCAUCGUGCCCAGCCUUCUUCCGUCGUCACCAUAACACGACAUCGCUCCCACUCUCACUCCUCCUCAAGCAUUGCAACCAGCAGACACCUCCCUUGAACCGCACUGCGAGCUUGAGACCAACCGGUCAACCACCGCCAUGUCGCGAUACCGAGCUUCAGACGCCGAUCUGGCUUAUGGCGAUAUCCCUCAACGAUGGGACCGCGAACGAUUCGAACGCUUCGGCAGCAGAGGUGGACCACCGCCAAGAUUUGAGGAGGACUAUCAUUAUGAGGAACGCGAGCGUCCUGGCCGUCGUGAUGUGGCUGUCGCCGACCGCGAGAUAAGCCGUGGCCCAGGAGGACGUUUCGAAGAGCGAGACCGAUACUACGAAGAGGACAUCCGAGCUCGAGCAGCUUCUCAUCGCCGCAGACGGACCGACAGAGAACUCUUUGGCGAUAUUGACCCACGUGAGGUUGCAGAGAUGGCACUCACACCGUACCAGCACAGAGGCAGCGCUCGCGAUGAGUUGGACGUCAUGCAACGGCCACCUCGACCGGGCAUUCUCCGCAGACAGAGCAGCCUGGACACAUUCGAUCGGCGUCCAGUCCGGCAGAUGGAAAGAGAAGACUAUCGCAUUCCGGCCUACACACCCGUACCUCUUCCGGUACCCCGGCGCCAUCGCGAGUGGGCCGAGCCAGAGGAUUACCGCGAGGUCGAGAUUCAACGAGAACGCACCGUCCGCCGACGUCGUGGGCACAAGCAUAAGCACAAGGAGCAAAGCAGAGCUCCAAGCAGUUCCAGCAGUUCUUCCAGCAGUUCCAGUCGCGAGGAUGUCAAGAGUCGUGGUGCCAGUACCAAGGCUCCGCGUAGUGCCAAAGCACCGAGCAUGUAUGAGAGCACUCAUGAGACUGUCACGAAGGAGACCAAGGAGACCAAGGAGGCACCUCCACCACCGCCUUCCGCUCCAGCUCCCAGCAACCACUCAAGCUCGCUUGAGGCGAGCGUUCGACAGGAGAGACGCUUCAAGAAGGGCAAGACCCGCAUGCCAAAGCGUCUGGUCAGAGUGGAAGCCAUCAUGGAUCUCGGCUAUCCAUUCGAUGAAGAAGAAGAUUUCUAUGUCCUCCGAAUAGCUCUCGAGAAGGACCAGAUUGAUGAGGUCAUCAAGAUCAGCGAGACGUACAAGGACGGAGAAAAGAAGAAAGUUUAUCGCUUCGAGAAGACGGUCGAAGAAGAGGCCGCCGUCCCGCCGCCACCUGUCGGCGAGCGCGAAGAAAUCGAGCGAACAGAGUGGAUCAACCCACCGACCGUCCUCAUGGGCGGCCGCGCCAAAUCUGUCCGCGACGCCUCACCUUCCGCCAAAUCCAGCAUCAGUCGCCGUGGUUCUCCACGCAACCGCCGCCCUUCGUCUCCAGGGACCUAUGUCGAGCGCCAGACCAUCUACGAACAAAACCUCGCUCCUCCCGCCCCACCGCCAAUUCCAGCCCCAGCGGAGUACUACGAAGAACGCAUCGUUGAAGAGCGCGCUCCAUCAUCACACCGCCACCGUAGCGCCUCUCACGGCGGCGCGCUGGUCGUGCAAGAACGCAGCGACUACCGUUCCGACAGGGACAUCAACCAGGAAAUCCGCGCGCUGGAGUCUGAGCGUCGAGCUCUCAAACUCGAGCGCGAAGCAGAAGAGAAGCGUGAAAUGGCCCUACGACUUCGUGAACGACCCGCCGAGGAAUUCCAGAUGGUGGAGUACCGCGAACCGCGACGUGGAGAGGAGCUGGUGAUAUAUGAGCGAGAGAGGGAGAAGAGUCCCGUGAGGAAUGUCAUCCGGGUAGAGAAGGAUCGGAAAGCGAAGCAAAAGGCGAAGAUUGUCGCUGCGGCGAUGGCGACGUUGACUUGA